GAGGCACACCUAGCUCCGAUGCCACAGACAGCAUGGCAGCCCAGGCUUUCCUCCGAGGCGCCGCCGACGCGCCUGCGCAGGAAGCCCUCGGGUAGCGCCUGCGUCGCCCCCUCCCCUUCCCCCUCUCCUUCGUCGCCCCUUGACCCGCCGGAGGGCCUGUCAGUCCAACAUGAGGUCGCGUCGAGGCUGGAAGUGCGGCGGCGUGCGGCGUCCCUCCGCGCCCCCACUGGGCCCGCUCCUGCUGGCGGCGGCGGUGGCGGUGGCGGCUGCGUCCGUCGCAGCCUCGGCCGCCGCGGCGCCGCCCACAGCGCCUUCCUCGUCGCCCAUCUACGACCUGGCGCUCGACGCCAACAACAGCCACCACGUCUUCUGGCGCGUGGAUCGCGCGGCGCAGCGGCUGGACUUCGAGGUGCACACGCGCGGGCGCGCACUGCAGCCGUGGCUCGCCCUCGGCUUCUCGGACCGAGGCAGCCUCGAGGGCGCCGACGUGUGCGCCCUCUGGGUCGACUGGCGCGGCCGAGUGCGCCUCCAGAACGCCCUCGUGACAGCUCGGGGCGCUUCGUGUUGUCCGCCCGCCAGGACUGCCUCAACUUCCGCCACAAGCAGCAGGACGGCGUCAUCAAGUUCACUUUCACGCGGAAGUUCGACACGUGUCAUCCCGGCCAUUACGUCAUCACGGGCGGAACCACCCACCUGGUGUGGUCGUGGGGCGCUGGGCCGCUGUACCGGCUCGGGGGCGUGUUGGCGAAGGGGGACGAGGCGGGGCUGCUGAGGGUGCAGCUCCUGAAGCCGGAUCUCCCGCGAAGUGGGGCUCGACGCGCGGAGGAGAGGCUGCUGGAGAUAAGGUCGAAGAAAGUGGAGGUUCCAGCCGAAGAAACGACUUACUGGUGCACCGUGGAGAAGUUGCCGGAUACCUUCUCUACGAAGCAUCACAUUGUGGAGUUCGGUCCCGCCAUCCAACGGGGGAACGAGGACAUUGUUCACCACAUGGAGGUCUUCCACUGCGAACACCCGCCUGACUUCCAGGUUCCGUUGUACCAGGGUCCGUGUCACGCCCCCGACCGCCCGCAUGAGAUCGACUCCUGCAAAAGGGUGCUGGCAGCCUGGGCCAUGGGGGCGUCCGCCUUCGUCUACCCUCAGGAAGCUGGUUUGCCUGUGGGAGGCCCGGACUUCAACCCUUUCCUGAUGCUGGAGGUUCAUUACAACAACCCAGGACUACUUGCAGGCCGCGUGGACAGCUCCGGCAUCCGGCUGCACUACACCCCCCGGCCGCGGCCAUACGACGCAGGCAUCAUGGAACUUGGCCUCGAGUACACGGCCAAGAUGGCCAUCCCCCCCGGCAUGCCCUCUUUCACCCUCGCGGGAUACUGCAUCCCGGAGUGCACGGCGCUGGGCCUGCCACCGGAGGGCAUCCACAUCUUCGGCUCGCAGCUCCACACGCACCUGACCGGCGUGCGUGCGUGGACCAAGCACCUGCGUGGGGGCGAGGAGCUGCCGGAGCUCAACAGAGAUGACCACUACUCCACGCACUUCCAGGAGAUUCGGCGACUGGCCAAGCCCGUGCAUGUGCUGCCCGGCGACGCCCUAGUGAUGGCGUGCGAGUACUCGACGAAGGACCGCGCCAACGUCACCCUCGGGGGCUUCGCUAUCAGUGAUGAGAUGUGCGUCAACUACGUGCACUACUUCCCCAAGGUCGACCUCGAGGUGUGCAAGUCCUCGGUGGAUUCGGCGACGCUCGUUGAUUACUUCGACUUCCUGAGGAGAUGGGAGCUGCAGCCCACCUCCCGCGAGCAAAGUUGGCGGGAGAAUUACGAGGCGAUCGAGUGGACGCCGCUCCGAUCCGGGGUGUUGGCGGACCUCUAUGACCACGCCCCCUUGUCCAUGCAGUGCAACAAGUCGUCUGGAGCGAGAUUUCCGGGAUUUUGGGAAAACAUGUCGAUUCCCAAAGCGCUGCAUCCUCUUCCGGAACCUCAAAGAAAAUGCGACCUUAAGAGCGACGCAAUGGGAGAAAUCGAGAGCCAGGAAACAGGAGAGACUUUGUUAAAUUAAGGGAUUCUUGUCUUGGCUUCCCUCACACGCUGUUACGGUGCUUGGUUUGUUCUGUGUCUGAUGUUAUCCAGGAAUGUUAGCAGCGGCCUGGAUCGACAUUAGAAGUGAAGAUAGAAGGAAAGAAAGAGAGAAAUGGGUAGGAUAAUAAACACACACACACACACACACGCACACACACACACACACAUACAUAUAUAUUUAUAGAGAGAGAUAAAAUAAACUAAUUUGUUAUAUGGACAUUGAUGCACGUAAGAGGCAUAAUACUCUUAAAACUCUUAAAAUAAAACAUAAAACUCAUAAAAUAUGAAAAGCCGAUUUCCUUUUCUCUCUUUUAACGCCAAAAAGGAUAAGACAACCCCACUGGAAUUUGCUUUUUGAACAAGAGGAACAGCGGAACGAAACGCGCCUUUUCUAUCAAAAUGCAGCGAAAAUAUUUUGGGACCAACGCAUUGUAAGAUGCUAGAGAUCUGCAGCUGCUUCCGCCACUGUACUUUAAAAGGAAGAAAUAAAAGGAAAGAAAAGU
Penaeus monodon (black tiger shrimp) is the source of this 2572-nucleotide messenger RNA. It is a transcript of the gene Tbh, whose product is annotated as dopamine beta-hydroxylase-like. Bases 19 to 2049 code for a protein of 676 amino acids. Gene Ontology annotation, biological process: norepinephrine biosynthetic process; dopamine catabolic process; octopamine biosynthetic process. NCBI's taxonomy places the organism in Eukaryota, Metazoa, Arthropoda, Malacostraca, Decapoda, Penaeidae. The transcript is spliced from 12 exons. The record is from RefSeq and is a predicted model, not a curated record. Gene Ontology annotation, molecular function: copper ion binding; dopamine beta-monooxygenase activity. Gene Ontology annotation, cellular component: secretory granule membrane.